CCUCGCGUUAGUGAUCGGCGGCCGUGGACCGCGGUCAUCCUGAGUCUCGGGCUGAAGUACCGCGUGACCCGGAGGUCCUCCGCGCGGCGCUCAGAGCCGAGCGUUGUGGAGCCGGCCGGCGCGGGGAGCACUCGGAAGUGACGUCACGGCCCCAGCCAGCGGUAGCCGGCCUCGAACCCGCGGCCGCCGGCGGUGCGAAGGCCGGGCCGUCAGGACUGCGGGGCGCCGGGCGUCGCUGCCGCGCGUGAGGAGGCCAUCCCUUUCCCCAGCACGUUGCUCGGCUCACCUGGAAGGAUCCGGGGGAGCCCCCGUGGUGAACACACUCCGGAACCCCGCGCGAGUGUCCUGACAGAUUUUUCUUCUAAAAAUCUGAAUUUCGAGAAUAUAUUGGAUACUCCUGGGCAUGAAGAGCUGUUUUAGUUAGUGGCCCUGGAGUUGCAGACAUGGCUACAUCGGCGAGUCUGGACAUUGGUGCCCAGCUCAUAGUGGAAGCGUGCCCCAGUGCGGAGAGCCUCGUGGGCAUGCCCGACAUCAAGAUGGAACACCCACUGGACCCGCAUGCAGAAGACGGGUCCGCUCAGGGCGUGGCCAUGGGAAUGAAGCUCAUUUUGCCAAACCGGUUUGAUAUGAACGUGUGCUCUCGGUUUGUGAAGUCCUUGAACGAAGAAGAUAGUAAAAAUAUUCAAGAUCAAGUUAACUCGGACCUGGAAGUGGCAUCUGUCCUAUUUAAAGCUGAGUGUAAUAUCCACGCAUCUCCCUCCCCGGGAGUCCAAAUGAGGCACGUCUACACUCCCUCCACAACAAAGCACUUCUCGCCCAUAAAGCAGUCGACCACUCUGACCAACAAGCACCGAGGAAAUGAGGUCUCCACCACACCUCUGCUGGCGAAUUCUUUGUCUGUUCACCAGCUGGCAGCUCAGGGAGAGAUGCUCUAUCUGGCUACUCGAAUUGAGCAAGAAAAUGUUAUCAAUCACACGGAUGAAGAAGGAUUUACCCCUCUGAUGUGGGCUGCGGCACACGGGCAAAUAGCUGUGGUAGAGUUUCUACUUCAGAAUGGUGCUGAUCCCCAGCUGUUGGGAAAUGGCCGGGAAAGUGCCCUGUCCUUGGCCUGCAGUAAAGGCUACACCGACAUCGUCAAAAUGCUGCUCGACUGUGGAGUCGACGUCAAUGAAUAUGACUGGAAUGGAGGGACACCUUUGCUUUACGCUGUACAUGGAAAUCACGUGAAAUGUGUCAAGAUGCUGUUAGAAAAUGGAGCUGACCCAACAAUCGAAACCGACUCUGGCUAUAAUUCUAUGGACUUGGCGGUGGCCCUGGGCUAUAGAAGUGUCCAACAGGUUAUCGAGGCCCACCUGCUAAAGCUGCUGCACAAUGUCAAGGAGUGACGCGGGCACGCAGGGUGGCGUCUGCCCUCCCCCGGCCGCCUGGUCCCUCACGACAGCUCUGUUUACGUACACAUUUUACCUCAGUUGCAAUAUUUACUGAUUUCUAGUAGUUUUAAUAAGUAUUCCUUUGAGUAAUUCACUGGUUUAUAAUAAGAUUAAUGUUGAUGCUUUUUUUUUUAAAUAAAUGUAUAUGCUGUAUAUUUAAGAUUCUAAAUUAAUGUUUUGUGGCAUGUACAUUUUUAUGGUACAGAUGGCUAUGUGUCUUUGUAGCAAGUGCUGUGAUGUUGAGGUCUGUGGGGACUCUCCCGCCCUUGUUCUUGUACUAACCCGUUGCCUGCCUGGGGUUUGCCGUGUGUCUGUAGGGGAAGGACUCGCUAUGGUCCCAGUAAAAAGUGCUCAGUGUGGCUGUUUACAGAAAGACGUUAAGUAAGUACUCUGUCGGUUUACAUGCUAAUUUUUUAAAUUAUGUAAGA
Molecule: messenger RNA, 1858 nt
Organism: Ochotona curzoniae (black-lipped pika)
Lineage: Eukaryota; Metazoa; Chordata; Mammalia; Lagomorpha; Ochotonidae
Gene: ANKRA2
Product: ankyrin repeat family A member 2
Exons: 9
Coding region: 444-1385 (313 amino acids)
Biological process (GO): regulation of gene expression
Cellular component (GO): nucleus
Molecular function (GO): protein binding
Source: RefSeq, a predicted model, not a curated record